Molecule: messenger RNA, 1055 nt
Organism: Rattus norvegicus (Norway rat)
Lineage: Eukaryota; Metazoa; Chordata; Mammalia; Rodentia; Muridae
Gene: Lkaaear1
Product: LKAAEAR motif containing 1
Source: RefSeq, a predicted model, not a curated record
UUUCUUUCCCUUUCUGAGCCAUUCCUCUUUUGUCUCUUCUUCCCUGGGUUCUGCUCCCCACGUCUUUGCCAUAAGGAGAUAGGCCAGAAGAACAAAGGCUUAGCUUCCCUGUGAACAUAUGUACACUCAGAUCCAAACACACAUAUACCUACAACACCAUUCACAUACACACUCAAACACAAGGUGGGGUCCCCUGUCCAAGGUAUCAUGAAGGGCCAUGUCCUUACCCCUACCCCAACCAAAGACUAGGGAUCAGGGAACAGGAUCAAACCAGCCUCUGAUGGUCCAGAGUUAGGGGACGCUGAAUGGCUUAUGACCAUAGUGAUGCGAGCUGUGGAGCAACAAUGGCAUGUAGGACAAUUGAGUAUACUACUGAAACUGGAGAGGAUCAGAAAGUCAUGGCCUACUGCAGAUAUACACAGGACUGGAGCAUGCCGACCCCAGGAGUAAAGGGCGCACGAGAGCAGGCCAAAAAGAGUGCACCUGUAGCUGGAGCUGGUGAGAAGCGUAAGAAGGGCCCAUGGACUACAGAGCCUCCGAAGCCAGGCUGGGCACUGACUCAGGAGAAGCUGGCAGCCAUGUCCUCCACAGUACGCCGACGCCACCUGCUCUUCAGUGACCUACUUGACAUGGUUGAAGUAGGCUCCAUGUUUCCACGCGAGUCGGUGGAGUUAUCUUACUGCAUGCCCGACCCUCGCAUCUGGACACAGGCAUUAGAGCUACCAUCUGAGCGUCAAAAUCGGCUUCUGGGCAUCCUUAAGGCCGCGGAAGCCCGGGGCCGAAUCCGUGCCCUGCGGUUGCGCUACACCCGAAUGCGGAAGCAAAGAUGCGCGCGCGCCGCCAUCCGACUGGAACUGUUCCUACCACCCCAACUGAAGCCCACGAAGAUCCCUGAUCCUUUGGACCGACAAGAGCGGAGACGUGUUGAGACAAUCCUGGAAGAGGAGGUAGAUGGCAACAUCUUCCCGCGAUGACCGAUGACCGCGACCUUGGCGUUCAAAGACCCCAAGUUACAGCGGCUCUCCACUCUUAUAUAAAGUUCUCUUCUGAGGGUU